This is a messenger RNA of Chironomus riparius, 2264 nucleotides long. The record is from the annotation of a GenBank genome assembly. NCBI's taxonomy places the organism in Eukaryota, Metazoa, Arthropoda, Insecta, Diptera, Chironomidae.
AGGAAAACAAAUUUGUUCGAAAUUUAACUAAUAUUUAAAAGUAGUUUUUUCACUCAUGUAUCGUUAUUAAUUAAAGAUGGCUACAUUUAAUAAUAAACACUGGCUAUUAACACACAUAAGGAACUCUUUUAUAAGCACAGAUGAUACAGGAAUAUCGGAACUAGUUAUGAACAGCGAUGAUUUAGCAAAGAAUCUAGCAAAUUCGUAUUCAAAAAUGAAAUUAUCGCCUGGGAAUAACGCAAUAGUGGAUGAAUCGCUUUUUUACAUCUAUCCGGAUCUAAUAAAUGAGGAAGAGGAUACAGAGGAUCUGCUGUCGCAGUCGUUUGAUAUAAAUUACACACAAGAAGGACCGUUUGCCUUUCGUUUUCGGACAAAUACUGCAGCAAAGUUAGAGAAAAUCAGUGAAAUAAGAAAGAAACAGAGUCAGAUGAAAACUGUUAAGGUCGACGAUUCAAUAAUUAAAUUAAAUCAGGAAAUUGAGGAUGAUAGUACGUUAUUUAUACGGAAAGAAGUGAAUAAGACAAUUAAUGAACCAGUACGGUCGAAACUUACUGAACAAUUUGAAACUUUACCUCCAAUACAGCUUAAUAAAUUCCGUGAAUAUUCAAUAUUCGACGGAUCGAGCUAUCCAAGCAAUGAAUCAAAAACAAUUCAAGUUUAUAUCACACCCAUUUCUGAGCUAAAAGAUUAUCCUAUAAGGUGUUGCGUUCAUUCAAUUGCUAAAAUUGAAGAAUUCAUUGGUUACAUACUGUUUAAAUGUUUAAAUUUAUAUCCCGAAUAUGCUGAACAUUUAGAGGAAGUAAAGAAUUAUGGAUUGUUCAUUAGUGAUGAGAGCGGCGAGCCAGAUUUAGAUUUUCCAGCACUAGAUUUGACUGAGGUUAUAGCAAAGUAUCAAUUCAAUAUUUUAGCACUUGCAAAACGAGUUAUUCCUCACAUGCAAAAUCGAACGUUGUCUGUUGCAUCGGAUACAACAACUGUUUUUAUUCAUCCCGUGAUUAGACAGCCAUCAAUUGAUACAAAUCGAUCGCUUCCUACAAAUCUCAGAAACAAUCAAAAUGAAUUAGCUAUGAAUGUGCACGAAACGAUGGUCGAGGCUCCCAUCUAUCAAGCCUAUCGAGUUUACCUCGUGACGAAGAAGCAUUUCAAAACGGAGGUCCAGCUCGGGAUAUCGGCAGAGAAGAUAGAAGUAGAUCCACUUCAACAGAAAAGCUCAAAUUAUUUCUUUAGACUUAAAUCAACGCAUUUUUCUAUGGAGAGUGUGGCAUUUUGUGAAGUAACGUCACGAAAAUCUAGUCGAUUUGAAUUUAGAAUUUCAUAUAAUCCUUUACAUUAUGAUCCAUUGUCAUUUGCUGCAUCUACCUCAUUUGAUACAACGAUCAGUUUUCCCAGCUAUACGUUAAAAACAAUGACAUUCGAAACAGACCCAACAACAGCUGAACAAAUAUGUCUAAAAGUGAACAAUAUUUUACUGCUAAGGACGAGUUCUGUGAGACGAGAAUACUUGAAUAGGCAUGAAAAGAUUAAGAAAAGUUUUAUACGAAAGAAAAAGUUUCCGAUUUAAAGAUUAAAUUCUUUUCAAUUACCUUCGGUGCAUAAAAGCUGUGCUUGAUAUUCAGAAUCAAAUUCGUGUGAUCAAAGAUGUGUUUUUAAGGGAUUAAAAUUUUUUGAAUUGACGCAUUUUUUACUUUUACAAAUUCAAUUGACUUUCAUUAUUCAAAUUUUUACGGUUUCCAAAAAUAUAAAUGAAUUGAACUGACCUUAACUCCAUAAACUCAACCGAAAUGAACAGCUCUGAGACAGCUUCAAAAAAAAAUGUUUAAAAUUUUCCUCACAAAUAGCUUUUAAAGGUAUCGAAGUGUACUGAGAUGAAAUAAAUUGUGAAUUAAUGAACAGUCAGGCUUUGAUCAAUCGAGCGCAGACUGAAAAGCAAUUUCUUUGAGAGCACGAAUUUAAGAUGAAACUCACACAGCUAUGCAAUAAAAACAGAUAACGUCAGUCAAAUUGAACAUGCCUUAGGCAAUAAAAAUAUGAUUUUUACGUUUGUUAAAAUAUAAAUGAAGAUUUUUUUAAGAGAGAAGAUGAAAACAUAAAUAUUAAAAAACAUUUCACUGCCAAAGAACACCUCAUUAAUAAUGUAAAUGAUAAUAUUUAAUAAAAUAAUACAAUCGUCUAAUACGGUAAUAUGGUUAAUGCAAAAACUGUAAAUUUUAACGAAAUGUGGCUAUAUCAAACUAAUAUUAUUUUGUAACUUGUAAAUAUAGUUA